Molecule: messenger RNA, 423 nt
Organism: Leptosomus discolor (cuckoo roller)
Lineage: Eukaryota; Metazoa; Chordata; Aves; Leptosomiformes; Leptosomidae
Source: RefSeq, a predicted model, not a curated record
AUGAAAUUGUUUGAGGAUUCCCAACCUUUUAAAUGCGAUUGGGUGGUUUCUAACCUUUUGGAUGUAAAUGUGGUGAUUCCCACCGUUUGGAAGGUGACGGCCGCCUUUUUUGGGCCCCAGGUCGGGCUGCGCGUGCUGGACGCGCUGGUGGCGCGGGAGCGGAGCGGGCGGCGGGAGACGAAGGUGCUGCACGCCCUCCUCUUCGUCAAGGGCCCGCUGUGGCGGGCGCUCUUCGGGAAGGAGGCCGACAAGCUGGAGCAGGCCAACGACGACGACCGCACCUUCUACGUCAUCGAGAAGGAGCCGCUGGUCAACGCCUUCAUCUCGGUGCCGCGCGAGAACAGCACCCUCAACUGCGCCGCCUUCACCGCCGGCCUGGUGGAGGCCGUGCUGGGCGCCAGCGGCUUUCCCGCCCAAGGCACC